Messenger RNA from Carassius gibelio (silver crucian carp), 1590 nucleotides. RefSeq lists its product as uncharacterized. Lineage: Eukaryota; Metazoa; Chordata; Actinopteri; Cypriniformes; Cyprinidae. The record is from RefSeq and is a predicted model, not a curated record. Gene Ontology annotation, biological process: regulation of apoptotic process. The transcript is spliced from 8 exons. The coding region runs from base 274 to 1416 and encodes 380 amino acids.
UAUGAAUGAUAUGAAUCACAGCUUCACAUCUGAUUUGAUUCGCUGUGAGAUCUGACCCACGUCUACCCACGUCUGAACUCUCCAAUAACAUCAGACACAAGUGACUCUUAACUCGUCUGAAGUUUGACAGCUCGCGCGGACUGUAUCCGUUUUGAUAAUAGUAGGCAAACCUUGUUUUAAUAACACUGACGUUGUCGUUGCGUUCGGUUGCGUUCAGUUUUAACACAACUCCGCUGAUUCCUUCGGACGUCGAGGUGACAUUAUUAACCAGCGAUGGCAGACGGAGUGGUCAGGCCUGCGUCCCCCUCACCCUCCGUCUCCCUCCUGGAGAUCAAAGCAGAGGCACGGUUGGUGCUGAAGUCCUUUCUGCGUCACUCUCUCUCGAUUCCUCCUGGGGAGCGCCCUGGAAGGAUAGGAGGAGAAUACAAGGACCCAAACAAAUACAGAGCCUCAACAAAAGACAAAAUAAAGAAAGAUGCAAAUGGAUGGGACUCCUUAGAUGAAGAGAUCAGUGCCGUAGAGGAAAAGAAACAUGGCAUUAAAAAUUUAAUAAAGAGAAGACUGAGACCCCGUUCAUCUUUGAUCCGCCGUGCUAAGAAAGACGGCAGUUCUGACCCGACUCCAAACAACACCCUGGAGAAGCUGAGUCAGCUGGGACAGUCUGACAAGCCAUCAACAAAUGGAGCACACAGUUUACCCAGAAAAACUGAGGAAGAGAUAUUCCCACCAUCCUCUGCAUCUGAAGAGGAAGGUGACAAGAAAUCGGGGGACAAAAAUAAGAAAAAGAAGAAAAAACUGAAAAUAUCUAAUAUACUCAAAAAAGUGUCAUUCAAGAAAGAAGAGCCUCGUCCUCAGCGCCCAGCCUCUCUGAAUUUAAUAAGUGCUACAGAUGCUUCAAAACAUGUGGAUAGUCCUGUUUCACCAUCUCAUCCCCCUGAGUUUUAUGACGGCGUGGCAGAAACUCUGGACAGAAUCGCACAGAAACACAGUGUGAAAAAGAAAUCCCCUGUUAAACCAGAGCCUGUGCCAAGCGCACACAAAGACAGUGACAAAGAUGCUGUGGUUCAACAACUAGUUCAGAUAUUAACUUCAGAGGGGGAUGCCAUAAACGGGAAGAUAAACGCCAACCCCUUCCUGCGGUCCACCCUCACACGCCUCUCCUACCCAUCGUUUGCCAAACUCCUCGACACGUACGCCAGUCAGAGUGAGGAGCCCCCCGCUCCGGCUCCGGUCAGCCCUACGCUGCGGCGUCUCGCCAUCACCAUGGAUGUGUCUCGACGGGUGGUCACGGCCACUGGAGUUCAGCGUCUGACCGGGUAUGCUGAACGCUACAUGGAGAGCUUCGCACCAUGGGUGAGGAGUCACGGAGGAUGGGGGAACAUUGCAGACCUGGACGAUGUUCUGGAGUGUGAUUGACCUCUGUCCAGUAUGAACUCUGAAUCAUGUAGCAUGACCUCUGUGAGGAAAGGACGAACAAAAACCAGCCAACUGGGCAACUGACACUACUUGAUUAUAUGGUUUUUGUGCUGAUGUAUUUAUUUUUUUACUUGUAAUUUGACUUUUAUACCAAAAUACAUGAUUCCAAUCAUC